Caenorhabditis remanei is the source of this 759-nucleotide messenger RNA. RefSeq lists its product as uncharacterized. Bases 1 to 759 code for a protein of 252 amino acids. The transcript is spliced from 4 exons. The record is from RefSeq and is a predicted model, not a curated record. Gene Ontology annotation, cellular component: Golgi apparatus; membrane. Gene Ontology annotation, biological process: phosphatidylinositol biosynthetic process. Gene Ontology annotation, molecular function: CDP-diacylglycerol-inositol 3-phosphatidyltransferase activity. NCBI's taxonomy places the organism in Eukaryota, Metazoa, Nematoda, Chromadorea, Rhabditida, Rhabditidae.
AUGGACUCUUCCUCCUCCAACACUGUUGCCAACAACAACAAUGUCUGGCUUUUCAACCCAAAUCUCAUCGGGUACGGACGUAUUGUGCUCGCGAUUAUGGCGAUGUACUACAUGUCAUCGUCGCCAUGCUGCGCAAUGAUUUGUUAUGCAUUGAGCGACGCCUUCGAUGGGUGGGCAGCUCGCUUCGGAGCGAUGCUCGAUCAGCUCACCGAUCGUUGCGGGACCCUCGCCCUCGUUAUGGCUCUCUGCAAGUUCUUUCCGGAUCACUUGUUCCUCCUUCAGCUCUCGGCAGUCAUCGACAUCGCGUCCCACUGGCUCCACCUCCACGCCACUGACCUCUCCGGUGCAAUCUACGACACGACCGAGGGAAGCAUCAGUUCUUCGCAAUGCUUCUGUCAUGACAUUGCACGCAUCGACAAUGGACUUCCAGGAUUCGGGAAACACAAGGGCUCCGGCUGGCAACAAUUGAUGAUCCAGAACUGCUGCGACUUGUGUGUUCAAACGGAUCCAAUCCUUUUGUUCCUCCUCUGUGCGGUUGUUGGUGGUGGAGUUGGGACGUUCCGGAUGAUACUGGCUGGUGACAGCAAUUGGAGCAACUCCAAACUCUCCAGUUGUUCUGACAGCCUCCAAGUGCUUGUCAGCUUUGGCUUUGUUGGUGAACGUCCAAUCACAGCAUUCACAAGUGACUGUUCCACGAAUCUUAUGUUUCCUGACCAUGUGAAUGGCAAUUUUCUUGCAUUUGAUUCUCUUGUCGCAUAA